AUGUCAUUCAACCACUGCACUGAGACCGAGGGAAGGAAAGAAUAUGGCAAGGCAGAUGAGCGCUGGUUGUACUCCGACCCGACAAUAGUAUCUCUGGAGCUUCUGACAGUGGUUUUAGAUGGUACUUUGGCCCUGCUUCUAGUCUACGCCAUCAUCAAAGACAAACACUACAGGCACUUUGUUCAGAUCACACUAUGUGUGUGUGAGUUGUACGGGGGCUGGAUGACCUUCUGUCCAGACUGGCUAAUCGGAAGCCCUAACCUGAACACCAGCAACUGGCUGUACCUGUGGGUCUAUCUGGUGUUCUUCAAUGGGAUCUGGGUGGUGGUGCCUGGACUCCUCCUUUUGCAGUCAUGGAGGGAUUUGAGAAGGAUGCAUCAGUAUCCAAAGAAGAAGAACAGAUAAAAUCAGAUCAUUAGUGAUCAAGCAUAUAAUUAUCACAGUUAUAAUUAGCUUUUCAAAGUCAACAAACUGAGAUGUGGAGAGGAUGUACUGCAGUUGAUGUAUUAUACACAUUUAUUGUGUACACCGAAUAUUAGAGGAACAGUUGUUACGGCGUAUCUUUGCAUAAUUGCAGUGGUAAAGACAAAGGAAGUUCACACCAAACUACUGACUCAUAGCAACAGACUUUUACUAGUAUUAUUUGCAUUCCUGCCAUAUGACACCUAAACAGUGAAUUCUUUAUUUAGCUUUUUUUAACACUGAUCUAGGACCAGCUUCCCUACUAAUUCCCCUUACCAAACUACCUUAUCCAGUAUGAUAGAAAGCACAAAUUGGAUCCAGAUUAUAUUGUAAAUAGUUACUUCAAUUCAUGUUUCAUCACAUGCUUCUUUUUUACACAGACUGUGCUAUUGAGUUGGCUACUUUCUUGCCAAGUUAUGACAGCAUAACAGGUUAGCCUGCUAUAUUUUGGUCAUAGUCACUUAUAUAUGCAGGCCUGAACAAGGUAUGUAUUGUAAGGUUUAAGGUAUUACUUCAUCAUUGCAAUGUCAAAGAUUAGUUUACAGCUUCAUGUGUAAACAAUAUAAAAGGGGAAUACUUUACAAUAAGGUCCCAUUAGUUAACAUUAGAUAAUGCAUUAACUAAC
Molecule: messenger RNA, 1087 nt
Organism: Sinocyclocheilus grahami
Lineage: Eukaryota; Metazoa; Chordata; Actinopteri; Cypriniformes; Cyprinidae
Product: emopamil-binding protein-like
Exons: 3
Coding region: 1-405 (134 amino acids)
Biological process (GO): sterol metabolic process
Cellular component (GO): membrane; endoplasmic reticulum
Molecular function (GO): cholestenol delta-isomerase activity
Source: RefSeq, a predicted model, not a curated record